Messenger RNA from Cladophialophora yegresii CBS 114405, 3093 nucleotides. Its product is annotated as exportin-T. Gene Ontology annotation, biological process: tRNA re-export from nucleus. Gene Ontology annotation, cellular component: nuclear matrix; nuclear pore; cytoplasm. Lineage: Eukaryota; Fungi; Ascomycota; Eurotiomycetes; Chaetothyriales; Herpotrichiellaceae. Bases 1 to 3093 code for a protein of 1030 amino acids. The transcript has 3 exons. The record is from RefSeq and is a predicted model, not a curated record. Gene Ontology annotation, molecular function: tRNA binding; small GTPase binding.
AUGGAUGAACAGAUAAUCUCGGCGAUUCAGAUCGCAUAUGAUCCCGCUGCCGACCAAACCCUCAAGCGACAGGCCUUUGAAUAUGUGAACCAAUUGAGGCAGGAGCCCUCAGCAUGGCAGCCAUGUCUGGCCAUCUCCCUGCAGGUGCCACGUCGAGACAUGGUCAUUCGCGUCUUUUGUCUAGAGAUUGUCAACAACGCAGUACAAGGUGGCCUGGUAGACCAGGCAGGGUUGAAGACCAUUAAAGAUCAGCUAGUAGCAUAUCUGCAAAAGUUCUAUGGGACAGGCGGCCAGACAGACACACCGGAUCCAGGCACCAUCGUCAACAAGUUUGCUCAGACUGUGACAUACCUCUUUUCGGCUUUCUACGGCUCCGGCUGGGAGACCUACUUCGACGAUCUGCUGGCGUUGACCUCCGCCGGCACCGGUACGAAGGACAACUACCCUGGCCUGAUAUUCUACCUCACAGUUCUCAACUCUAUACACGACGAGAUCGGUGAUCAACUGGUGUCGAGGUCUCGAGCCGAGCAGGACAGAGCGAACACUUUGAAAGAUCUGAUUCGAGCACGAGACGUCGAGAAGAUUGCACGCUCAUGGCAAGACAUCCUCUCUCAUUGGAGGACAUCGAGUGAUAUCGUGGCGGAACUGUGCUUGAAGGCCAUUGCCAAAUGGGUCAGCUGGGUGGACAUCUCGUUCGUCGUCAAUCAGGCGAUGCUCGAACUACUAUUCCAGCAACUAGAACGGGCGCAGAAGGUCGAUCCUCGAGAAAGCGAAGAGCAAGCAAGGGAUGCCGCCAUUGACGUCUUUACCGAGACCGUUGCCAAGAAGAUGCCUCCUGCAGAUAAGGUCAACAUGAUCACCUUCCUCAAUCUGGAAAACGUGGUUUCUCAGCUUGUUACGUGUCCGCCUCUAAGAGACAGUCGCGCAUCCAACUAUGACGUCGAUCUUGCCGAGACGGUAGCAAAGUUGGUCAACACUACAGUCGUGGACAUUGUUAGGAUCUUGGAGGUUGAGAACCAGAGCUCGCCAACAUGGGGAAAGGCAGAGCAACUGUUGGCAUCGUUCCUGCCACAUCUCCUCAGGUUCUUCUCCGACUUGUUUGACGAGGUCUGUUCAACUGUGCUCAACGCCAUGAACGAUGUUCUUGCAUUUUUAAGGCGUGCUAGUCAGGGCGAAGCGGCCUCGGCUCAAAGAGCAGCAAUGCUUCUACCAAUCAUCAAGGCGAUAUUCGUGAAAAUGAGGUACGACAACACUUCCGACUGGAAUCAAGAGGACGAGCAAACCGAUGAGGCAGAGUUUCAAGAUUUGAGAAAGAGGCUGGCAGCGUUACAGUCAGCAAUCGCAGUAGCGGAUGAACAGCUCUACAUCGAGGCAAUUUCGGGCCUCGUGCAUGACACGUUCGAACGCCUCAGAUCAGAAGGCACACAGCUGAACUGGAGAGAUCUAGACCUUGCGUUGCACGAAGUCUACCUCAUGGGUGACCUGGCUGUGAGGGCCGGGGGAUUGUACAACAAGAACAAGCCAAACUCGCCGGCAGCGGAAAAGCUUGUCCGAAUGAUGCUGGAAAUGGUCCAAUCAAAUACCGGCUCUUUCGCCCAUCCCGCAAUUCAGCUCCAGUAUAUGGAGAUCUGUGUCAGAUACAGCUCGUUCUUCGAAAAACACAGCGAAUACAUCGAGCCAGUGUUGAAAAACUUUCUCGAUCUUUCACACCAUCCAAGUCUAAAGGUCAAAGCUCGAGCAUGGUAUCUCAUCCACCGCCUCAUUCGUCAGCUGCGAGCAAAUGUAGGUAAUGCGGCAGAGGCCGUUGUGCAGAGUCUACAAGACCUUCUCGUCAUCAAAGCGGAGCUUCCCGGCGAACAAGAUGCAGAUGACAUGUCUUCCGAUGGUGAGGCCAAUACGGACUCUACGUUCACCAGCCAGCUUUACCUGUUUGAAGCUGUCGGCUGCAUCUGUGGCGCAACCUCGGUAACGGCAGAGAAGCAGGUGCAGUAUGUGCAAGCUAUCAUGCGGCCUAUCUUCGCAGAUAUCGAGCGCAACCUGGAGACAGCCAGGUCGGGAAACGAGCUUGCCGGUCUUCAAGUGCACCAUGGAAUCAUGGCCUUGGGUACGAUUGCACGGGGCUUCUCCGAGUUCAAUCCUAGCGUGACGAACCCGGGAGGCGGCACCGAGCCAUCAUCACAAGCAAAGGAAGCAUUUGCGCAGGUGGCCGAAGUGACACUGGUUUCUCUGACAGCGCUGAAGUCGUCCUUCCAGAUAAGAACCGCUGCAAGAUUCGCCUUUUCACGGUUGAUUGGUAUGGUCGGCGCUCGUAUGAUGCAACAACUGCCUCAAUGGGUCGACGGACUAUUGACCGACUCGUCCACCAGGGAUGAGAUGGCAUUGUUUCUUCGACUUCUCGACCAGGUCAUUUUCGGCUUCAAGAACGACAUUUACAACUUCCUCGACCGCUUGUUCUCGGGUCUGCUUCAAAGAGUGUUCGCAGGGAUCUCUGCACCUACUUCUGGUACAGAUGACGAGAUCGAGUUGGCCGAGCUGAAGCGAGAGUAUCUGAAUUUCCUUAUGGUGAUCCUUGGCAAUGACCUCGGUGCUGUCCUCGUCAGCUCCACCAAUCAACCGAUCUUUGAAUCUGUCAUCACUUCCAUUGAACAUCUUGCGAGAGAUGUGGAGGACUUCCCGACAGCCAAGAUGGCAUUCCUACUUCUAUCAAGGAUGUGUUCGGUCUGGGGAGGACCUGAUGUGGUGUCGGCGACGGGCAACGCCAAUUCCGCAGGGCCACAACCAGCUCUUCCAGGCUUUGAUCAGUUCAUGAUUACUCGAUUUUCACCGCUUUGUUGGGCUCUGCCUACGAACCCUUCGUUCAACGGCAAAGAUGCACAAGCGCGGCAAGCCCUUUCAGAGGCUGCCAAUUUACAGAAGACCAUCUACACCAAGACUGGGCAGCAAUACCUGACGUGGCUGCAAGAAAACGAGUUGAGGACAAUGGGCAUGAAUGAUACCCUCAUAAAUGACUAUUUGCAAAAGUUGGCGACCAUGGAACUUAAGGCGUUCAAGACCUUCUUCCCAAAGUUUAUCGCCCAGGGCGGACAGAUGUGA